AUGGCUAUCGGUUUGCCCGGUAAUCUCGCCAAGCAAAUUCUCCGACGAUCUGGGUCUGGCUCGAGCAAAUCAUCCUCCACAAGGUUUCCAGAUGUGCCGAAAGGUUUCUUGGCAGUCUAUGUUGGAGAGACUCAGAGGAAGAGAUUUGUUGUCCCAGUAUCUUACUUAAGCCAGCAAUCUUUUCAGGACUUGCUGACCAUGGCAGAAGAAGAGUUUGGGUUUGAUCAUCCAAUGGGCGGGUUAACAAUUCCCUGCAGUGAAGAGACUUUCAUUCAUGUUACUUCAGCCUUGACCAGAUCUUAA
This is a messenger RNA of Linum tenue, 303 nucleotides long. The record is from the annotation of a GenBank genome assembly. Lineage: Eukaryota; Viridiplantae; Streptophyta; Magnoliopsida; Malpighiales; Linaceae.